GACGGCCCGCAAAAUGCGGGCCAUUCAAGAAUGGAAGCCGUCGACCAACCUCCGAGAGCUGCAAUCGUUUUUGGGGUUCAUCAAUUAUGUGUGCCGGCUUAUCCCCAACAUGGUGGGGUUAACAGGAGCCCUAACUGACCUACUUCAUAAGGGCGUUGAUUAUCAGUGGGGGGUGAAACAGCAAGCUGCAUUUGACAGAUUAAGAAAUGUUUUACUCUCGUCAACAGUACUUCGGAUUGUUGAUCCAGAACGCUCGUUCGAGGUCGUGACAGACGCAAGUGACAUCGCCAUCAGAGCAGUUCUGCUACCGGAUUUUGGCGACGGCAUUCAGCCAAUCGCGUACAAGUCGCGAAAGUUAUAAUCAGCCGAGCGAAAUUAUCUAGUACAUG
Messenger RNA from Closterium sp. NIES-67, 389 nucleotides. Lineage: Eukaryota; Viridiplantae; Streptophyta; Zygnematophyceae; Desmidiales; Closteriaceae. The record is from the annotation of a GenBank genome assembly.